AUGACUGAGAAACGGAAUAAAGCUGUAUAGAAUAGCCAUGAUGAAAAUUUCAUUUAUCACUUCAAGUUAGUUCAAAUAAGAGUUAUUAUAUGGCUGCAGCUUGAUUAUAAUAAUUGUGCUGAUUAAUUCCAAUUGGCAUAGAAGCAAGAUUUGGAUGGCCUGAAGGUCCUCAAGUACUACAAUAAUUAUGGAGUAUAAAAGUCUUUUAAGCAAACAAAUAGCAUGAUAGUAGAUAACUAUACUGUCUUGCUUUAUUUUAAUAUUUUCAAUUAAGCAUCCAUAUUGAGUUUAGAAACUGAUUCCAUUCAUCAUUUCAUUAUAGUUUCUUAUCUAAAUUAUAGCAAAAGCAGCUUUAAGUAAUAAAAAAGUUACAUUCGAAUUUAAAAGUUGAAUUGGCUUAGAAGGAUAACAGAUAUAGUUAAAAAAAUAAUUAAUACAAGAGCAUAAAACAUCAAUCCAAGAUUUAAUAUGAUAUUCUUUGAGCUGUAGUUCAUUAGAGAAUAAAAAUAAUUGAAUGGCUCAUAAUCUUCAAACUCAUCAAAUUCAAAUAUGGCUCUAUUAAUGUUAUCUGUUGGUAUGAGAUUAAAGCUAGCAAUAUCAUUAAUGAAACCAAAGAAGUAUAGAGUAUUUGAAGGAAUCAUUAUGGAUAUUAAAGAUAGAUGA
Messenger RNA from Stylonychia lemnae, 663 nucleotides. The record is from the annotation of a GenBank genome assembly. NCBI's taxonomy places the organism in Eukaryota, Ciliophora, Spirotrichea, Sporadotrichida, Oxytrichidae.